Molecule: messenger RNA, 3315 nt
Organism: Glarea lozoyensis ATCC 20868
Lineage: Eukaryota; Fungi; Ascomycota; Leotiomycetes; Helotiales; Helotiaceae
Product: Nucleotidylyl transferase
Exons: 3
Coding region: 1-3315 (1104 amino acids)
Biological process (GO): valyl-tRNA aminoacylation
Cellular component (GO): cytosol
Molecular function (GO): valine-tRNA ligase activity; aminoacyl-tRNA deacylase activity; ATP binding
Source: RefSeq, a predicted model, not a curated record
AUGGCGACCAAUUCCGCUUCGUACAAUCCAAUUGGCGAGAAAACAGGUCCCGUCACAGGGCCCCCGCCUCCUCUCUCCAGCGACACCAAGGCUGCUGUCGCGGGUGCCGCAUCGUCCUCUACAACCGGCUCUCAUAUUCCAGGACAAGAUGCAGGAAGCAAGAUUGGGGAGGCUGCUGAAGGUGAGAAGAAGGUAAAGAGCGAGAAAGAGCUGGAAAGGGAUCGCAAGAAGGCAGAGAAGCAAGCCAAAUUCGAUCAGAAGAAGGCUCAAGCCGCCAAUAAAGCUGCCGCGCCUCUUUCGAGCAAGAGUAAAGAGAAGAAAGCAAAGGCUGAGAAGAAAGCGGAGGAGGAUGUUUUGCCGGCAUAUGUUGAAGAUACACCUGCGGGAGAGAAGAAGAUCAUCAAAUCGUUUGACGACCCGCAGUACAAAGCCUACAACCCUACUGCAGUCGAAUCCGCUUGGUAUGCUUGGUGGGAAAAGGAGGGUUUCUUCAAGCCAGAAUUUGCAGAAGAUGGAAAGGUCAAGCCAGAAGGAUCUUUCGUUAUCGUCGAGCCACCUCCAAACGUCACCGGAAAUCUUCACAUGGGACAUGCACUGGGUAACGCGCUGCAGGAUGUUAUGAUUCGGUGGAAUCGAAUGCAGGGCAAAACUACAUUGUGGCUUCCAGGCUGUGACCACGCAGGUAUCUCGACACAAAAUGUUGUCGAGAAUAUGCUAUGGCGGAGGGAGCAGAAGACCCGCCAUGAUCUGGGAAGGCCAAAAUUUGUCGAAACUGUUUGGGAAUGGAAGGAAGAGUAUCACACCAAGAUCAAUACCGUUCUGAGGAGAAUGGGUGGGUCCUUUGACUGGACACGCGAAGCUUUCACAAUGAACAAGGAUUUUGCCGCUGCUGUCACAGAGACUUUUGUUCGGUUACACGAAGAGGGCAUCAUCUAUCGUGCCAAUCGCCUGGUCAACUGGUGUACGAAGCUCAAUACCUCUCUUUCCAACCUUGAGGUUUCCAACAAAGAGUUGACAGGCAGAACUCUGCUCGAUGUACCGGGAUAUGAAAAGAAAGUUGAAUUCGGUGUCAUUGUCCAUUUCAAAUACGCUAUUGAGGGCACGGAUGAACACAUCGAGGUUGCGACGACUCGUAUUGAAACAAUGCUGGGUGAUACAGGCGUUGCUGUUCAUCCUGAAGACGAUAGGUAUAAGCAUCUUGUUGGCAAAAACGCUGUCCACCCUUUUAUUGAGGGGAGACUUAUGCCAAUUGUCGCUGACACAUAUGUUGAGAAAGACUUUGGUACUGGUGCUGUAAAGAUCACACCAGCGCACGAUCCAAAUGAUUUUGAUCUUGGAAAGAGGCACAAUUUGAAGUUCAUCAACAUCUUGACUGACGAUGGGAAGAUGAAUGAGAACGCAGGGUCCUACGUUGGGCAGAAACGAUUCGACGUCCGAUAUACUAUCCAGGAAGAUUUGAAAAAAGCUGGACUUUACGUUGACAAGAAAGACAACCCAAUGAGUGUUCCGCUUUGUGAGAAAUCCAAAGACAUCAUUGAACCACUGUUGAAGCCACAAUGGUGGAUGAACAUGAAGGAUAUGGCAGCGGAUGCUCUCAAUGCUGUUACUUCUGGAGAAAUCAAGAUUAUGCCGGAAUCUUCAGAGAAGAGCUACAUCCGAUGGAUGAGUAAUAUCAACGAUUGGUGUCUAUCUAGACAGUUGUGGUGGGGCCACCAAGCGCCAAUGUAUUUCGCCGAAAUAUACGGUGAGGAUGGCGAUGAAGCUGACGGAAAGUUAUGGUUUGCCGGGAGAACGCAAGAAGACGCAGAAGUCAAAGCUCGCAAAGCACUCCCAGGCAAGAAUUUCAAGCUCAGGAGGGAUGAAGAUGUUCUGGACACCUGGUUCUCCUCCGGACUGUGGCCUUUCGCGACCAUGGGUUGGCCAAAUAAGACUCAUGAUCUUGAGACACUGUUCCCAACCAGUGUCUUGGAGACCGGAUGGGACAUCAUACCCUUCUGGGUAGCCCGCAUGAUUAUGUUCAGUAUAAAACUGACAGGGAAAAUCCCGUUCACCGAGGUAUACUGCCACUCGCUCAUCCGUGAUUCAGACGGCCGCAAGAUGUCGAAAUCGCUGGGAAACGUUAUCGACCCCCAGGACGUUAUUGAGGGUAUUGCUUUGGAAGAUCUGCACAAAAAGCUUUUGGUCGGUAAUUUGGCUCCAGUUGAGGUUCAAAAGGCUACCAAGUACCAAAAGUCCGCUUUCCCUGACGGUAUUCCUCAAUGCGGUACCGACGCGCUUCGUUUUGCCCUUGUUUCCUACACCACUGGUGGUGGAGAUAUUGCAUUCGACAUUAAGGUCAUCCAUGGUUACCGCAAGUUCUGCAACAAGAUUUACCAAGCUACGAAAUUCGUAUUGGGUAAGCUUGAUGCGGAUUUUGUUCCUCAGAAGGUUGGUGGUAGCACUGGCAAGGAAUCUUUGGCUGAAAAAUGGAUUCUUCACAAAUUGACCACAGCCGCGAGGGACGUCAACCAGUCACUGGGAGAACGUGAAUUCAUGCGAUCGACAUCUUACAUCUACCAGUACUGGCUGAACCAGCUUUGCGAUGUCUUUAUUGAGAAUUCCAAAGCAAUCCUCCAAGACGGUACCGCUGAAGAAAAGCGCUCUGCUCAAGAUACUCUGUACACAGCUCUCGAGGGUGGUCUGACCAUGAUCCACCCAUACAUGCCGUUUUUGACUGAGGAAUUAUGGCAAAGACUCCCUCGCCGACCAGAAGACAAGACCCCAUCAAUUGUACUCGCCAAGUACCCUGUUUACGAUGCUAAGCUAGACGAUCCAAAAUCUGAAGAGGCUUAUGAACUUGUUCUCAACAUCUCCAAAGGCAUCCGUUCAUUGAUGGCCGAGUAUUCGCUCAAGGAUGAAGGAAAAGUCUUCGUUGCAACAACCGACGCUACAGCCCAUACCACCGCUUCCGCCCAACAGCAAUCCAUCAAAUCCCUCUCUGGCAAGGGCGUUACCAGCAUCGAAAUCCUCCCAGUAUCAGCCGCCCGUCCAGCCGGCUGUGUUAUCUUCUCCGUCUCCUCGUCUGCUGCUGUCCUGUUACACGUCAAGGGACGCGUCGACAUCGAAGCCGAGAUCACCAAAGCAUCAAAGAAAGCCGAAGCCACGAAGAAGGGAAUCGAGAAGCAGCAAAAGAUUCUGAAUGACGAGGGGUACAAGGAGAAAGUCAGCAAGGAGUUGCAGGAGGUUGAGAAGAAUAAGCUGAGGGAUUUGGAGAGCGAGUUGAAGGGCUUUGAGGAGACGAUUGGUCAGUUUGAGAAUCUGAAGUUGGAGGGUUGA